UCUUCCUCAUCCACCACCACCACCACCACCACCACCACCACCCAAACGCGGGAGAACAGAGAUGAUAAUCCAACUCCACCACCACCCCUCUUCCCUGCAGCCAAUACUACUCCACUUCCCAAAACCCAUCAGGACCGACCACCUCCACUGCCCGCCCUCCGCCGCCGCCUCCUCCUCCGCCUCUUCCACCUCGGACUCCGGCCUUCUCUUCCGCGAGAAGCUCCUCUACCUGCAGAGCCUCAACGUCGACCCCCAAAAGGCCCUCCGCCAGAACCCCGACUUCCGCUCCUCCCCUCUCUCCUCCCUCCGCUCCGUCGAGUCCUGCCUCGCCUCCUUCGGCAUCCCCCGCCCCUCCCUCGGCCGCAUACUCGACAUGUUCCCCCAACUCCUCACUUCCGACCCCGACUCCGACCUCUACCCUGUCUUCGACUUCCUCCUCCACGAGGCCCACAUCCCCUUCCCCGACCUCCAGAAGUCCAUCCUCCGCUGCCCCCGCAUCUUGGCUUGCAGCGUCGAUGCCCAGCUCCGCCCCACCCUCUCCUUCCUCCGGAGCUUCGGCUUCGUGGGCCGUCACGCCAUCACCUCCCAGACCAGCCUCUUGCUCGUCUCCAACGUGGAGCACACCCUCUUGCCCAAGAUCGAAUUCUUGCAGAGCCUCGGCUUCGAGUACAGGGAGGUCUCGAGGAUGGCGAUCAGGUCGCCGGGGCUGCUGACCAUGAGCGUCCAGAACAACUUGAGGCCCAAGGCCGAGUAUUUCUUGCGGGACAUGAGGGGGAACUUGGCCGAGCUGAAGCGCUUUCCGCAGUAUUUUUCCUUCAGCCUGGAGCGGAAGAUCCGGCCGCGGCAUCAGAUGUUGGAGGAGCACGGGCUUGAGAUACCCUUGGCCGAGAUGCUCACAGUCAGCGACGGCGAAUUCACCGCGCGGCUGAUUGAGAUGCGGUUGCGGAGAGUCGAUGCCCGGGGUUAGUUAGUUCCUCUCCCUCCCUGUGAAUGUGUGCAUGGUAUGGGAAUAUUUCCCUGGUAAUAGAUAGCCCAGUUCUGCAAUGUUGCAGAUUUUGUGCUUACAUGGGAAUUGUACAGCUGAUACUUAGAUGAUGAGUUCCAUUUCUGCGGUUUCUGAAGCUUUCUGUGGCAUACAACAGAGUACAGAGCGUGACAUAGCGUCUUUCUUGAUUGAUUGUUGAGAGCUAAUCUA
Molecule: messenger RNA, 1195 nt
Organism: Rhodamnia argentea
Lineage: Eukaryota; Viridiplantae; Streptophyta; Magnoliopsida; Myrtales; Myrtaceae
Product: transcription termination factor MTEF1, chloroplastic
Exons: 1
Coding region: 62-967 (301 amino acids)
Biological process (GO): regulation of DNA-templated transcription
Molecular function (GO): double-stranded DNA binding
Source: RefSeq, a predicted model, not a curated record